GUACCUCAACGCCCAGGUACCGCGCUCAAGGCAACGCCAGGCUACCAACGACAGAUUACGACUUCAACGGUCUAAGCAGCGCCAAGCUUGGCACGGCCUGCGCGGGAUCGAGGGAGAGCUUGUAGCCGGGAUCAAGCUCACGGACCAUUGAGAUUCCCAGCCCAUCUCACCUGGCUUUCUUUUCUCGCGAUGAACCUCUUUUCUUCGCCAAAGCGUCAAACGGUGCAGUCGCGACUGCGUAGCGGCCAGAGCAAGGGCUCAUCCACGCUCGCGGCGUCUGGGGAGCCGGAAUCCUCGUCUCCUCUGCCUGAGGCUGGCAGCUCUUCUCAAGCAGCCACUGCAUCGCCGCCGCCACGACCGCCUCGUCGUAGGGAACCGUCUGCACGUGCCGAGUCUGAGCGCUCGUGGAGCGACGAGCGGCCGGAGGACGAUGAGCUGUUCAUCACCUGUCAUCCGCCAGAGCAGGAGCCUAGUUUCUCCUUUGUCUGCCUGGGUGUCGGCGGAGGGCCGCUGGAAAGCGAUUGCUCGUGUUACAUCGUCAAGGCUGCCGACCGUCACUGGCGCGAGGGCAUGUACGUGCUCGAAGGAGGCUCAUGGCUAGGCGCGCUGUCUCGUGUAUGCUCGGAAGAGCUGCGCAAAGCCUUUUACGACUUUGACUUCUCACACAGCGACGCUUCACUGAGAGCAGGCGAGAUCGGCUCCUAUGCCAAAGCCUUCUUGAUCUCUCACGCCCACCUCGACCAUAUCCUCGGUAUGGUGCUCGGAUCUGCCAGUCUACCAGGAAAGAGGGCCGUCUACGGGCUCAAGUCGACGCUGGACAACCUCUUGGGCAUCUUCGAUGGCAAGCUCUGGCCUAAGCUGGCCAGCUUUCGUGAAGAGGAUCCGUUCAUCGUCUAUCACCUCAAGCCCGUCGAGUCACAGACUGUGCUUACACUUGAUGACUCCAUAUCGGUCCUGCCAUUCGCUCUCUCUCAUGGUCUGAGCUCGAGCUCCACAAAUCUGCCGGCCCCGCCUACACCGACACCAUCGUCGACGCUCGCACCCCGCGGUAGCUACUUUAACAAACGCUUUUCACUCCCGCUCAAUAGCCUAACCUUACCGCCUCGCCAGGCGGACGGAUCUUUUGCCUCUUUGGAGAAGCCCGUCUUCACCAGUCCGUUCGCACCAAACGUGCAGCCAACCUCUGCCGUGCCGGCCGGCCGAGGGGACGCCAGUGGCGCUACCUCGCCAAGCCCUUCUGACAGCAGUUAUCACUCAAGCGUAGCGCCAGAUUCGGAGUCCCCAGCGUCGACUGCGGGCUCAUUCGCAGUGCCAGAGAGCCAGCGACCGCCCGUCAAGCCAAUGACACCAGUCUCUCAGGACAGUGCGCCGCCGCCGCCGCCGCCAGCAGCAACGCGCCUCAAGUCCAGCCUCAGACCUAAGACGGCCUCUGGCUCAGAGCGAGCUGCGGGCAAAGAGGAAAGCGGCCCAGAGGACGCUGUGCCACGGGGACGUCGGGCAGGCGCUCCUCGCCGAGUCAGCAUCGACAAUCACAGCGGCGCGCUGGACAGCACGGCCUUCUUCCUCACCAAUAAGCGCACGGGCAACGACGUCCUCUUCUUUGGGGACGUAGAGCCAGACUGCGUAUCUCGGGCGCCGAGAAACAAGCGCAUCUGGCAACAUACGGCCUCUCGCUUUGCUGUGGGCAAGCUGACGACGAUGUUCCUCGAAUGCUCAUUCCCGGCCGCGCAUCCCACGGAGUUCCUUUGGGGCCAUCUCUCCGUCAAUCAUCUCUACGACGAGCUGCGAGUGCUGGCGAGAUGCGUCAAGAGCGAGCGUGCUGUCCUUGCCCGGAGGAACAAGGUGGCGAGCGGCGGCGCUGGAGGAGGCUCGAGAAAUGGCAACGCAGGUAGCAUGACGCCGUCGAUGGUGCCGCCGAGUCCUCUAUCAGCGCCAGACUCUGCUGAGCUGCGAGGGACGCUGGCUGGGCUGAACGUAGUCAUCAUUCACGUCAAGCAGGCGCUCUUCCCAUCGGUCGCAGAGGAUGCGAGCAAGUCGACGGACUCUUCUGCGACUGGGUCGAGUGGCGGUGGGAGGGUGUUGGACCCGCGAACAAUGCAGCAGAGGAUCUUGCAGGAGCUCGAGGAGCUCGAUGUUGAGAAUGGGCUAGGGGUGCGGUUCAUCAUCGCGAAGCAGGGCAUGCGCUUGGAGAUUUGAGCAUAGGCGUGGGUUAAGGAGAAGAUCGUGGGACGCAAUGUCUGUAUGUACUUUUAAGUUAUUCGAGCGUUGUACGAGCGUUGUACGAAAUCUUGUGCUGUUGCUGAAUGAAGCCCAGGUUGGCGGGCGUGCCUGAAGUGCGGGGUCGCAGCCGCUGCUGCUCGUCCGCCGGGCCUGCAGGUCGAUGCGGUGCGCC
Molecule: messenger RNA, 2392 nt
Organism: Jaminaea rosea
Lineage: Eukaryota; Fungi; Basidiomycota; Exobasidiomycetes; Microstromatales
Exons: 3
Coding region: 190-2196 (668 amino acids)
Biological process (GO): cAMP catabolic process; cGMP catabolic process; negative regulation of glucose mediated signaling pathway
Molecular function (GO): 3',5'-cyclic-AMP phosphodiesterase activity; 3',5'-cyclic-GMP phosphodiesterase activity
Source: RefSeq, a predicted model, not a curated record